Aspergillus wentii DTO 134E9 is the source of this 1162-nucleotide messenger RNA. Its product is annotated as putative TBP interacting domain protein. Gene Ontology annotation, cellular component: condensed nuclear chromosome; DNA recombinase auxiliary factor complex. Gene Ontology annotation, molecular function: recombinase activator activity; double-stranded DNA binding. The coding region runs from base 216 to 866 and encodes 216 amino acids. The record is from RefSeq and is a predicted model, not a curated record. Lineage: Eukaryota; Fungi; Ascomycota; Eurotiomycetes; Eurotiales; Aspergillaceae. The transcript has 9 exons. Gene Ontology annotation, biological process: meiotic joint molecule formation; meiotic strand invasion involved in reciprocal meiotic recombination; homologous chromosome pairing at meiosis.
GGACUGGAAUUCAUUUCAACCAACAGAUCUGAUCAUCUCUGGUCUAAUGUUUCAGUCUUGCCGUUUGCCGUAUAUCUCUUUUUGUUUCUUUUUCCAAUUUUUUCGCCUCUUUUCCUGAUUUAUUCAACGUCAUUAUCAGCAUUAUCAUAAUUUCGACGACUCGUAUUCCUGAUACCCCUCUGUCUCCUAAUCUCCUCGUAUGGUUGGUUUUCCUGAUGUAUUGGUCUCACGUGACAAUUAUAGAGAGUGUAGAUGCUCUAGAUGGGAAGGGUGACAAGACUCCCGGUAGUGAUGGAUCUGCCAUGAUCCUCGACUAUCUUAGAAAACAAAAUCGUCCAUACUCGGCCAUCGAUAUCUCAGCCAACUUGCACAACAAAGUUACCAAAACGUACGCGGCCAAGGCAUUGCGAGAGCUACACCAAAACAAGGAGAUUGAGGGUCGUGUAGCAGGAAAACAAACCGUUUAUCAUGCCCUUCAAGAUUCAUUCGACGAUUCCACUCCAGAAGUCAUUGCAGGCUUGGACCAAGAGAUCAAGCAAUUGCAGGGCAAUCUUACGGCCCUAAAAGCCAACGAGCAAGACACACGAGCGGAAUUGGCGACGCUUUGCACCAAACCUUUGCUAUCUGACCUUCGGCGCGAUAUUGGCCGGUUAGAUAAAGAGAAGGAGUCGACGCUUGCGCGCCUGGAAAAGCUACGGGGAAGUAGCUCGGUACGGAUGCCCCCUGGGGAAAGGGCAAAGAUCGAAAAUGAGUGGAAAUGUUGGCAAAAGUGCGUCAACAUUCGUAGGCAAAUAUGUCGUGACUUUUGGACGAGGUGUUCGGAAGUGGUUCCUGAAGAUAUGACUCGAGACGAGCUUUGGGUAUGAGUGAACUCCCAUUCUGCCUCUUCACGACACUAUAUGGAUAUAUUAUUAAUGUUGUUUUGACGGCUCUAAUGACAAGCAGGAAUCUCUGGGAUUGGAAGGGAAUCUGAAUUUGUGAGUGCCAAAAUUGAAAAAGAAAGAGAGAUAUAUAUAGUAGCGUAUUCUUGCUGGCACUGACAGAAACUAUCUUCCAGCAUGACAACUUUGUGGGGGGAAAAAUCGAUUACAUACUCCGCUUUGAUUGACAGGGCAUCGGAGCUGAGCAAAGCUAGGAUGGAUGAUGUAUGAUGAUCAGAUGA